This is a messenger RNA of Naumovozyma castellii, 861 nucleotides long. RefSeq names its product snoRNA-binding rRNA-processing protein IMP4 (gene IMP4). NCBI's taxonomy places the organism in Eukaryota, Fungi, Ascomycota, Saccharomycetes, Saccharomycetales, Saccharomycetaceae. The coding region runs from base 1 to 861 and encodes 286 amino acids. The record is from RefSeq and is a predicted model, not a curated record. The transcript has a single exon.
AUGUUAAGAAAGCAAGCUCGUGAAAGAAGAGAAUACCUUUACCGUAAAGCUCAAGAACUACAAGAAUCUCAGCUGCAUCAAAAGAGGCAAAUAAUCAAACAAGCUUUAGCACAGGGGAAACCUCUACCGAAGGAACUAGCUGAAGAUGAGGAACUUCAGAAGGACUUCCGCUACGAUCAAUCCCGUAACGAAGAUGAAAUACAGAUCGAUGACGAAUAUGCCACGACUUCAGGUUUAGUGGAGCCCAGGAUCAUAGUUACCACUUCUAGAGACCCAAGUACGAGAUUAUCGCAGUUCGCUAAGGAAAUCAAACUGUUGUUUCCUCAAGCAGUAAGAUUGAAUAGAGGUAAUUAUGUGAUGCCUAACUUGGUUAGUGCGUGUAUUAAAUCAGGAACGUCCGAUUUGGUGGUAUUACAUGAACAUAGAGGUGUCCCCACUUCAUUAACGAUUUCACAUUUCCCUCAUGGACCCACUGCGUAUUUCAGUUUGCAUAAUGUUGUGUUGAGACAUGAUAUCUUGAAUAGUGGGAAUCAAAGUGAGGUUAAUCCACAUUUAAUAUUUGAUAAUUUUACUACUGAAUUGGGGCAAAGAGUGGUGACGAUAUUACAACAUUUGUUCUCUCCAGGGCCUAAGAAGGAUGCUGCUAGAGUAAUUACAUUUGCUAAUAGAGGAGAUUUCAUAAGUGUGAGACAGCAUGUAUAUGUGAAGACUAGAGAUGGUGUUGAAUUAGCUGAAGUAGGGCCCAGGUUUGAAAUGAGAUUAUUUGAAUUAAGGUUAGGUACUUUGGAGAAUAAAGAUGCAGAUGUGGAAUGGCAAUUGAGAAGGUUUGUAAGAACUGCAAGUAGAAAGGAUUAUUUGUGA